AGCAUUAUCCCUUCGCCAUGUCGAAACAAAUCAAAGAAUUCUUCUCAAAAGUUAGGAAGAAUUACGACGUUGCGAAAAAACUGGGUGCCACAUUCACCUCCGGGAGCCGCAUCCUUCCGUCCCAGACGACCAAAAACGACGCAGAUUACCAGCUGCGUCUUGACGCUGGAGAACUAGUCGACAAACGAUACCAAAAUAUUGUUUUGCAAGUUAACUCUCAAGCUAAAAACACGGGUUUACGGGAAUGGGUCAAGAAACAACCGCAGGGUACUCAUGCGAAACUAGCUACCGCUCGCUUCGACACUCUCGCUGAGGACCAGGAUGCUGAAACAGAAAGGGUCCUGAACGAACUACAAGAGCAAGCUAGGAAGAACCUGUAAUAAGGGCUGGGAAUACUUACCUCAGGAAAUGAGAUCAAUCCUCAAGCAGUCAACUCGGGGAGGGCAGACAUAGCAGAGUGAUGACUAUUGACUCUGUUCCCUAAUUUGUAUCUUUUCAUUCCAUGACAUGCGAAGUAGUUCACCCAAAGCCUGGUACAUAAAUGGGUGUAAGUAGAAGAGGGUGGCGAAAGGCGCACACAAGAAAAUUUAAGAAAACAAUCAGUGUCCUUAGUCACUAGAUUGAUUUUUGGAAGGGACAUGGCAAGUCAAUAGUUAACAUGAGUCUAUCUCAACUGUAGCUGCCAGACAGAAUAAGUUUCCUUGCUCAGAGCUACCCCCUGCCUAGAUUAGCCGUGUUUUCGAC
Aspergillus ochraceoroseus IBT 24754 is the source of this 744-nucleotide messenger RNA. RefSeq lists its product as uncharacterized. Lineage: Eukaryota; Fungi; Ascomycota; Eurotiomycetes; Eurotiales; Aspergillaceae. Bases 18 to 380 code for a protein of 120 amino acids. The record is from RefSeq and is a predicted model, not a curated record. The transcript is spliced from 2 exons.